Molecule: messenger RNA, 3291 nt
Organism: Necator americanus (New World hookworm)
Lineage: Eukaryota; Metazoa; Nematoda; Chromadorea; Rhabditida; Ancylostomatidae
Exons: 27
Coding region: 1-3291 (1096 amino acids)
Biological process (GO): positive regulation of DNA-templated transcription
Source: RefSeq, a predicted model, not a curated record
AUGGAUUCUAAUGACCAGGAAACUUCUCUUAAUAUUCAGGAACUGUCUUCAAAUAUAUCUGAGGAAGAAUUCGAUGAUAAUAUAACGUUAACUCUGAUAAAUCGACGAACAGACAAUGUGGCCGUGAUGAGAAUGGCUCCAAUCAAUACCGAUCUCAAUGUCCCACCACCUCAGGUUUUGGAUAGUGCUUACUAUGAAGCGUUCAGGAAGCGUUCAAGGAAAUUCUUUAAGACUAGUCUUGACAUGGGCUAUUCAUUCGCUAACGAUGUGCCAUCUGUAAAUAUUGUCGGCUCUGGCUCUGCUAUUAAGAAACUUCUUAUGGAGCCGUACGCGGCAGGACCUCUCAGCCUCAUUUGCCACAGAGUGGGCAAGACAGUCUAUUUGGACAACCAUAGUUUCACCAGAAAGCAAAAAUGUGAGCUGCUACCUCAAUUGUACUGGAAGGACGAAGAACCAUCACCGAACUUCACCCCUCAGCUGUCUCUUUAUGAAAACUUAAUAUGGAACUCUCCCAUCACAUCCACCUGCACCGAACCAGGAGCUGGAGCUGAGCUGGUGCUGAGGGAAACUGGUCUCGCAGCUUCUAGUUCGACACUAGAUUUCCCGAAAAUGUUCAAUAGUUACUCCUAUAGAAUCACAUCCGAGAACAAUCCGGGAGGAUUGGCUCAUCUGUGGGAGUUCCAUGAUUUCCGAAUGCUUGUUGAUGUAGAUUUGCCUAUUUUCGGAGGUGGGAGAUUCCCAAGCGUAUCGAUUCAUCUGAGCGAAGAGACGAAACCGAUCUCUGUUCUUACUGGCAUGGACAUUAUGCUGGACCAGCUUAUGUGUAACUUGUCUGAGACUAUUCUAGUUUAUCAUCAACAGGGACUAGUUAAGGAGUACGAAGUCCUCGUGAAGGAAGAAAUACCUCAUAUUGUUGGGUCGGAGUUUGAUCCUUCGAAUCUCAAAAAUAUUACUGAAAAUAUCAUGUCCUUUCUAUCAAAGAAUAUGACAGAGCAGGGUCAUACGUACUGGUUGUUUAGAGAGAAGGGAUCCAGUCAGAUGAAGUUAUACGACCUGACAAGUAUUUGUCCCGAUCUUGCCGGAAAUCCAAAUUGGAAUCCUUUUCUCGUGCCGGUGAUCACACUACUUUACAAGCUGGCACUGGAUUUGAUGGAAAAAUCCGCAAAAGGACGUUCUGAGAAACUCUCGAAUGUUAUUUAUGGAUUGCUGAAUGCGGCUGCUAAAUUAGCUGAAAAUGAAGAUCUAGCUGAGAUGAGAGCUUGUAUUCAUCACUCCCUGGCUGGUGUGUACCUCAUGUAUGGAUCAGGGGAGGGAAGCCUAGAGCCAGAGUUCUCAAACCUAAUCGAUAGUCUUGAUGAGGUUUUGACAGACGGCUACGCUCGGCUCACUUCUGCUAUACAGGUAGCAAGUCUAACUAGGAGCUCAAGUUGCUGCUCUUAUGAAACUGAUCAGACGACAAGGUCUAACUCAUCGUCCAAACGUCCUCCCAAUGCGAAAGUCGAAUCGGAAUGCUCCAUUCAGGCGUUAGAGCACUGCUUACAAGCUUUAAAUGCAUUAGAAGGUGUCGAAGUCGAUGUAAGGCAAGCCUGUCCUUUUAAGCCGGAUAGUCCCGAUGAAGUUGCAGCGUUAAGGAGUUUUCCUAUUUGCGACAACACGGCGACACGUCGUGUGUUCCGACAUGCUGUUCUGAUUAGAGCAGCUUCCGCAUAUUUGCCGUUGGUUUAUCAGAGUAUGUGUCUUGAUCGUCAUCUGAAAACGUACAACUUUUCGCGCUGCGGCACCACCCUCUGCGGAGCUGUUCUAUCUACAAAGCCGGCUGCACGUCAUGCUUCAAUAUGUCAUGGGUUACUGCAAGUGUUGUUGUCCGCUCUCGGUCAAGGCGCUUCGGAGCUUGUAGAUGAUGUUGUUGACACAACAGUGCUUAAUAAUGCAAUUUCAUACCGGGACCGUCGUUUCCUGGAAUUGGCCACCUUCGACGUAACAAUGAAAGGAGUGUUGAAUUUUUCAUCGCUCUGGUUUGAAGGUGAGGCAGGUGAAAAAACUCGAAACGAGUGGAUCGACCAAGUCGAGGCGAUCUGCUUUAGGUGUUUUCACUUCUUGAAGGAAUAUCCUACUGCCCAAUCUCAAAUUACAUUCGCGCCUGUUGCUUCAGGGCUAAGUCCUUUCAUCAGAAACGUAUCACGUGUAGCAAUGACGUUGAUGACAACUGGUGGAAAAUGCACACAAAUUGCGCAAAAUGAAUUCCUUGAUGGACUAGGCGAUCGUGCAAGUGGUGACAGGAUUAUGGAAUUUGUGACUGUUGCUAAGAGAUUUUUCAAGGAUGGUCUCGACGUUCUAAGCCAUUACAACAACAAACAAUUACGUGAUUGUGAAGUAGUCCUGUAUGCUAAUAGCGCAGCAACGUUGAGAUUGGAAUAUUCUACAAUCGUUACUAUAUAUAAAGAGUCACCCACUACUAACUCAGUGGUCGUUAAGAUUGAUGAAGUAUGCGCCGCAUACAGGAAGAUAUUCGAAGUAAUCCGAAUGGAUUUCGAGACUCAAAAUGGCUGUUCUAUAUAUGCGAAUAGUCUCGUAGAUUUUGGAAUUGUGUUGUCUAUGUUUGCAGAUCAUCUCAAAGAUGAAGCAGAUGCAAAGUGGAAGGAGAAGCGUAUUCAUUACAUGGAGGCUUCUAUCAGAGCCCUGGGCGAUGCCUGCAAGAGGUCUUGCCCUCGAAGCACAAGAAGCAAGGCGAGAGAGAAAAUGACUGAAAUAUAUUAUAUUUUGUUAAGGAUUAAGACCGAUGCUAUUGCGUCGAAAGCGAAUUUUGUCUCUACAAAAGUUUGUCGCGGUAUGUAUAAGGAGCUAGCUGAUUUCAUCCAAGUGGUUAAUGAUCAUCUAAUACAACUCUGCUAUGAAGAUAUAUGGAAAGAAUCCAAGAAUAUUCCACUGUGCAUGGCUGACUUCACAAUUGCCCUAGUUCCUGCUGCCACUUUGGGCGAUACUCAGAAAAUUGAUCUCUGUAUUCAACUGCUUCAAUGGUUGAUGGGACUCGCUUCAAACAUCACUGAAAUUGAUCCUGAUCCAGAAAAAGCUUUGGAACGCUACGGAAAAGUAUGGGAUCGCGCUCAACGUUUGCUGAGAACAAUGAACCAAGAAUGGCGCAACAAUCCAACGAUGAAACAAGCGUAUGUAUUUGUUCUGUCCAAACUACCGAAUGAUACCGAAUGUGCUCGUACUUUCGUUAUCGAAUCCAUAGCAAAAGCAAUUACUGCUCUAGGCGGAAAACAGCUGCACCCUCUCGGGCCAGCAUAG